Colletotrichum spaethianum is the source of this 5088-nucleotide messenger RNA. Its product is annotated as rRNA methyltransferase 1, mitochondrial. Lineage: Eukaryota; Fungi; Ascomycota; Sordariomycetes; Glomerellales; Glomerellaceae. The record is from RefSeq and is a predicted model, not a curated record. Gene Ontology annotation, biological process: rRNA processing. The coding region runs from base 1 to 5088 and encodes 1695 amino acids. The transcript has 4 exons. Gene Ontology annotation, cellular component: small-subunit processome; nucleolus. Gene Ontology annotation, molecular function: RNA binding; protein binding.
AUGAGCUCACUCAAGCGAAAGGAUGCCCCCGGGGGCACUCCUCCAUCAAAAGCAGCAAAGGCUUCGAAGGUGUCCCGGCCCUCGAAGCGCGACACUCCCACCAAGGACAAGAAGGAGGCGACAGCAGAUGCUCCCGCGCCGAAGGCCCCUGCCGUCUCAGCCCUGCUCAAAGAUGAAGAGCCACUGUUCCCUCGUGGUGGCGGAAGCGUCCUUACGCCUCUUGAGCAGAAACAGAUCACAAUGGAGGCCAAGGCCGAUGCUGCCAAGGAGGAGGCUGAGCUUUUCGACCCCAACGUGAAGAGUAAGGCAAAGAAGGAGAAGAGGCGGAAAGCGAAGGAUACCAAGGACUUGAAGCCCGCAAGAGACGAAGACGCCGUCAAGAUUGAAGGUCUCAACUUCAAGCGACUGGUAAAGGGCUCACUGGUCCUUGGCCAAAUCACCCAUAUCGACCCUGUUCAGCUUACGAUUGCCCUGCCCAACAACCUCACUGGGCAUGUGUCAAUCACCUCGAUUUCGGAAACAAUCAAUUCGAAACUCGAGAAGGAUCUGAAUGCCGCCGACGAGGAGAGUGACAACGACGAGGAGGAAGAGGACGACGAGGGCAUCGACCUGAAAUCCAUGUUCAAGAUCGGCCAGUACGUUCGCGCAUACGUUUUGUCGACCGCAGACGAUUCAGGCUCUGGCAAGGCCAAGCGCCGUAUCGAACUUUCGCUUCGACCUAACGAAGCCAACGCUGGAAUCACUGGCGAUGACGUCGUCGCAUACACCACGCUCAUGGCUUCGAUCGCCAGUGUUCAGGACCACGGUUACGAAAUGGACUUGGGCAUCGAGGGAGAUCUGAAGGGUUUCCUUGCCAAGAAAGAAGUCGGUCCGGACAUGGACGAGGCUAGCCUGCGGCCAGGUGCCGUCUGCCUUUGUGUUGUGAAGAGCGUGACUGGCAUCGUCGUUCAGCUGUCGACUGAUCCCCUCAAGCUUGGCAACACAUCGCUUGUUGCUUCGACUGCCCCCACGAUCAACUCUUUCUUGCCUGGAUCUCUGGCUGAUGUUCUUCUGACUGAAGUCACCUCGAGAGGUCUGCAGGGCAAGCUCCUUGGUCACCUGCCUGUCACUGCCGACCUUAUUCACUCCGGUGUUGGCCCUGACGGUGUCGACCUCGAGGCCAAGUACACCGUAGGCAGCAGAGUCAAGGCGAGAAUCAUUUGCAACUUCCCAGCCGCAAGAGAGCCCAAGCUCGGUAUCUCCCUGCUGCCCCACAUUGUCAACAUGCAGCCAAAGUCAUCAGGCAAGGGUAGCAGAGCCAAGGCCCCUCUUGAUCUGCUCCCCAUUGCUUCGUUUGUCGAGAAGUGCACAGUCCGUAAAGUUGAGCCUGAGAUUGGUCUCUACGUCGACACUGGCGUUCCCGGCAUUGCUGGUUUCGUGCACAUUUCUCGUGUCAAGGACGGCAAGGUCGAUGCGCUCUACGAAACCAGUGGCCCGCACAAAGUCGGCUCUACGCAUCGCGGCAGAGUCGUCGGUUACAGCUCUCUGGAUGGCAUGUUCCUGCUGUCAUUCGAGCAGCAUGUUCUCGACCAGCCUUUCAUUCGCCUCGAGGAUGUGCCUAUCGGAGAAGUUGUUUCUGGCAAGGUCGAAAAGGUCAUUGUUGGCGAGAACGGUGUCAGCGGACUCAUCGUUAAGUUGGCCGAGGGCAUCAGUGGCUACGUUCACGAGUCGCAUCUUGCCGACGUUAAGCUUCAGCACCCAGAGAAGAAGUUCAGAGAGGGAAUCACAGUCAAGGCGAGAGUCCUCUCGGUACGCCCUCGCAAGCGCCAGCUUCGUCUGACGCUCAAGAAGACCCUGGUCAACUCUGAUGCUCCCAUUGUCAAAAACUACGACGAGGUUGAAGUGGGCAUGCAGACUCCCGGAACUAUCACUGGUUUUACUGCAGCCGGCGCUCAACUCGAGUUCUUCGGAGAAGUAAGGGGCUUCUUGCCAGUGUCCCAAAUGAGCGAAGCCUACAUUAAGGAUCCCAGAGAGCAUUUCCGGACUGGUCAGGUCGUCAGUGUCCACGUGCUUGACGUGAACCCCGAGGAACGCCGGAUGGUUGUUUCUUGCAAGGAUCCGUCGGCCUUUGGCCUGGAUAAGCAAGCUGCGCUGAAGGCUCUGAAGGUUGGUGAUAUUGUGUCUGCCAAGGUCAGCCAAAAGACAGAGGAUGAAGUCUUCGUUGACCUCGAGGAGAGCGGCCUUAAGGCCAUUAUCCGCACCGGCCAUCUGUCAGACAAGUCUGCUAGCAAGACUCAAGCUGCCUGGAAGCGCAUCAACGUUGGAAACACCCUAGCCGAACUAGUGGUGCUUGACAAGAAUGAGCGCCGGCGUGCCAUCAUUCUCUCCCAGAAGCCGAGCUUCGUCGAGGCGGCCAAGAACGGCAAGCUUCUGUCCAAUGCUGAGAAUGCUACUGUUGGCACUGUUGCCCCGGCCUACGUCCGCGAGAUUGGUCCUCACGCCGUCUACGUUCAGUUUGGUGGCAACCUCACUGCAAUCUUGCCCAAGACCAAGUUGCCCAAGGAUGUGCAGGACAAGGAUGCGUUUGGCAUGCGCAAGCACCAAAGCAUUGAGGUCAAGAUUGUGUCCUCCAACCCCGAGCAAAACCGCAUCAUCGUUGCCCCUGCCUCUACCGGUGAGCCCGAGCCACUCGCGGCCGAGUCUGCCGUGAACUCUGUCGACGACAGCAUCAAGAACAUCAACGAUGUUGCUCUCGGCACAACACUGAACGCCCAGGUCAUCUCUGUCAAGAACACGCAGUUGAACGUCAAGGUUGCAGACAACAUCCAAGGCCGCAUCGAUGUUUCGCAAUUUUACGACAAGUGGGAUGACAUUGCGAACCGCAAGAAUCCUCUGCAGAAAGUAAAGGCAAACGAAAUUAUCCGCGUCCGCGCCAUCGGCAUUCACGACUCCAAGAACUACCGCUUCUUGCCUUUCUCUCAUCGUUCUACACACUCUUUGAUCGAGUUCACCGCCAAGAAGAGCGACCUCGAGGCAAAGGAAGUCGAGUUGCUUUCAUACGACAAGAUUGAAGUCGGCUCUUCCCACAUCGCUUUCGUCAACAACCACGGCAAGAACUGCUUGUGGGUCAACCUGUCACCUACUGUCCGUGGCAGGAUUGGCAUCAUGGACGUUUCGGAUGAUUUGUCUCACGCCGGAAACCUUGAGAAGUACUUCCCUGUCGGAUCUGCUCUCAAGGUCCGCGUCUUGUCUGUCGAUGCUGAAAAGGGACAUCUGGACCUCUCUUCUCGUUCUUCCACAGGCUCUACUGAGGUUACCUGGGACUCUUUGAAGAAGAACGUAGCCCUCCCUGGUAGGGUCACCAAGGUGAACGAUCGUUCGGUCAUGGUCAAGCUCAGCGACUCCGUGUCUGGUCCUGUCCAUCUGGUCGAUCUCUGCGACAAUUACGACGAAGCAAACACUCUGAAGUACACCAAGGGUGAGAUUAUCCGCGUCUCAGUGGUCGAGGUUGACAAGAGCAACAAGAGACUCAGACUCUCUACCCGCCCGUCUCGCAUUCUCAGCUCUACCUCUCCUGUUGCCGAUCGCGAAAUCACCAAGCUGUCCCAGGUCUCCUCUGGCGACAUUAUCAGAGGCUUCGUAAAGAACGUCACUGAUAAGGGCGUCUUUGUGCAGCUCGGAGGUACCGUCUCCGCUCUGGUCAAGAUCGGCAACCUCUCAGACCGCUACAUCAAGGACUGGAAGGGCAACUUCCAGGUCGAUCAAUUAGUCAAGGGCCGUGUUAUCAACGUCGACAGCGCGAUCAACCAGGUCGAACUUAGUCUCAAGGCUUCCGUCGUCGAGAACGAUUACACACCCCCUGUGACGUACAAGGACAUCAAGGAGGGUCAGAUCGUUACCGGCAAGGUCCGCAAGGUUGAGGAGUUUGGUGCCUUCAUCGUUGUCGAUAACUCCCUUAAUGUUAGUGGUCUGUGCCAUCGCAGCGAGAUGGCCGAGAAGCCCGUGGAGGACGCUCGCAAGCUUUACAGCGAGGGCGACGUGGUGAAGGCCAAAAUCCUCUCUGUGGAUGAUGAGAAGAGACGAAUUACGUUUAGUCUCAAGCCCAGCCAUUUCGACGAGGACAGCGACAUGGAGGAUGUUGAGGGAGACAACGAAUCAACGGGCAAGUCGAAGAAGUCGAAGGCGACCGAGAAGAAGGAGAAGAAGAAGAGCGGAAUCCAGGUCGAUCGUACCGCUGACCUUGACGCCCACGGACCCCAGACCGCGACCGACUACGAGCGUCUUCUGUUAGGAGAGCCUGACUCGUCUCAACUGUGGAUUCAGUACAUGGCUCUGCAGAUGAAGGUCAGCGAGCUGGCCAAGGCACGCGAGAUUGCCGAGCGCGCCAUCAAGACUAUCAACAUCCGCGAACAAACCGAGAAGCUCAACGUCUGGAUUGCGUACCUCAACUUGGAGGUCGCAUACGGCACCAAGGCGUCGACCGAGGAGGUUUUCAAGCGUGCUUGCCAGUACAACGAUGAACAAGAAGUUCACGAGCGUCUAGCCAGCAUUUACAUCCAAUCCGGAAAGCUCAAGCAAGCGGAUGAUGUCUUCCAAUCACUUGUGGCCAAGUUCAAGUCAAAGUCACCCAAGGUCUGGGAGAACUAUGCCCACUUCCUGCACGUGACGAUGAACGAGCCCGACAGGGCGCGCGCUCUUCUGCCCCGUGCAACUCAGGCAUUGGAGGAGCGUCACACCGCCCAGCUGAUGGCCAGCUUCGGCGCUCUGGAGUUCAAGUCUCCCAACGGCGACGCCGAGCGUGGCCGCACGACGUUCGAAACAAUUCUCGCCACAUGGCCGAAGAGAUUCGACCUGUGGAACCAGCUGGCUGACCUCGAGAUCUCGGCUGCCGAGCCGGAUACCACGGCGAUUAGGGAUGUCUUUGAGAGGGGCACCAAGGCCAAGGGUCUCAAGCCCAAGAAGGCGAUGAAGUGGUUCAAGCGGUGGGCCGACUGGGAGCAGAAGCUGAGCCCGAAGGGCCGGGACAAGGUGAUGGCCAAGGCUCAAGAGUGGGUUGCAGCGGCCAAGGCCAAGAAGGGCGCAGCCGCUGAAGAGGAUGAUGAGGAGUAA